Messenger RNA from Phalacrocorax carbo (great cormorant), 3311 nucleotides. The record is from RefSeq and is a predicted model, not a curated record. NCBI's taxonomy places the organism in Eukaryota, Metazoa, Chordata, Aves, Suliformes, Phalacrocoracidae.
CCCGCCCCGGGGCGGCAGCGCCGCCCGCCACCGGCGCCGGCCCAGGCGCAGGGACCCGCGGCUGCCCCCGGCCGCUCCCCGCCAUGGCCCCCCGCCGCUGAGGCCGCGCCGCCGCCUGCGCCUCCCCGCGCCGCGCCGGGCCGGCUCCCUCCGGCCUCCAUUCCGGGUCCGCCCCGGUUCCGGUUCCGGGUCCCGGUUCCGGUUCCGGGUCCGUCCGGGUCCGGUCCGGCGGCGGCGGUGGUCGGCGGUCGGUGGGGCCGGCGGGGCCGGCGGCGCGGCGCAAGAUGGCGGACCUGGAGGCGGUGCUGGCGGACGUGAGCUACCUGAUGGCCAUGGAGAAGAGCCGCGCCGCGCCCGCCGCCCGCGCCAGCAAGAGGAUCCUCCUGCCCGAGCCCAGUAUCCGCAGCGUCAUGCAGAAGUACCUGGAGGACCGGGGAGAGGUGACGUUCGACAAGAUCUUCGCGCAGAAGAUCGGGUACCUGCUCUUCCGCGACUUCGCCUUUAACCAGGCAGAGGAGGCCAAACCCCUGAUGGAGUUUUAUGAGGAGAUCAAGAAGUACGAGAAGCUGGACUCGGAGGAGGAGCGAACCGCCCGGAGCCGCCACAUCUUCGACCAUUACAUCAUGAAGGAGCUGCUGGCCUGCUCCCACCCCUUCUCCAAGAGUGCAACGGAGCAUGUCCAGAGCCGCCUGAGCAAGAAGCAGGUGCCCCCAGACCUCUUCCAGCCCUACAUUGAGGAGAUCUGCCAGAACCUGCGUGGGGGCAUCUUCCAGAAAUUCAUCGAGAGUGACAAGUUCACGCGAUUCUGCCAGUGGAAGAACGUGGAGCUGAACAUCCAUCUCACCAUGAACGACUUCAGCGUUCACCGAAUCAUUGGCCGCGGCGGUUUCGGGGAGGUCUACGGCUGCCGGAAAGCGGAUACGGGCAAAAUGUACGCCAUGAAGUGUUUGGACAAGAAACGCAUCAAGAUGAAGCAGGGCGAGACCCUGGCCCUCAACGAGCGCAUCAUGCUGUCCCUCGUCAGCACCGGGGACUGCCCGUUCAUCGUGUGCAUGUCGUACGCCUUCCACACUCCCGACAAGCUCAGCUUCAUCCUCGACCUCAUGAACGGGGGAGACCUGCAUUAUCACCUGUCCCAGCACGGCGUCUUCUCGGAGGCGGAGAUGCGGUUCUACGCGGCUGAGAUCAUCCUGGGCCUGGAGCACAUGCACAGCCGCUUCGUGGUGUACCGCGACCUCAAGCCGGCAAACAUCCUCCUGGACGAGUUUGGGCACGUCCGCAUCUCGGACCUUGGCCUGGCCUGCGACUUCUCCAAGAAGAAGCCCCACGCCAGCGUGGGCACCCAUGGGUACAUGGCUCCGGAGGUGCUGCAGAAAGGAGUGGCGUACGACAGCAGCGCCGACUGGUUCUCGCUGGGCUGCAUGCUCUUCAAGCUGCUCCGGGGGCACAGCCCCUUCCGGCAGCAUAAGACGAAGGACAAGCAUGAGAUCGACCGAAUGACCCUCACCAUGGCCGUUGAGCUGCCGGACUCCUUCUCCCCCGAGCUGCGCUCCCUGCUCGAGGGGCUGCUGCAGCGAGACGUCAACCGGCGGCUGGGCUGCAUGGGGCGCGGGGCUCAGGAGGUGAAGGAAGAGCCCUUCUUCAAGGGCCUGGACUGGCAGAUGGUUUUCCUGCAGAAGUACCCGCCGCCCCUGAUCCCACCCCGCGGCGAGGUGAACGCUGCCGACGCCUUCGACAUCGGUUCCUUCGAUGAGGAAGACACAAAGGGCAUCAAGCUGCUGGAGAGCGACCAGGAGCUCUACCGCAACUUCCCACUCACCAUCUCGGAGCGGUGGCAGCAGGAGGUGACAGAGACGGUCUUUGAAGCCGUCAACGCCGACACCGACAAGCUGGAGGCUCGCAAGAAGGCUAAGAACAAGCAACUGGGCCACGAGGAGGACUACGCCAUGGGCAAGGACUGCAUCAUGCACGGGUACAUGGCCAAGCUGGGAAACCCCUUCCUGACGCAGUGGCAGCGCCGCUACUUCUACCUCUUCCCCAACCGCCUGGAGUGGCGCGGGGAGGGCGAGUCGCCGCAGUCCCUGCUCACCAUGGAAGAGAUCGACUCGGUGGAGGAGACGCAGGUGAAGGAGCGCAAGUGCAUCCUGCUCCGCAUCCGCGGCGGCAAGCAGUUCGUGCUGCAGUGCGAUAGCGACCCCGAGCUGGUGCAGUGGCGGAAGGAGCUGCGGGACGCCCAGCGCCAGGCCCAGCAGCUGCUGCAGCGGGUGCCGCGCAUGCAGAACAAACCCCGCUCGCCCGUGGUGGAGCUCAGCAAAGUGCCGUUCAUCCAGCGCUCCGCCAACGGGCUUUGACCCCGUGCCGAUGCAUCCGUGCUCCCUCCUCCCCCCCUUCCCACCCCGCCUCUAAUUUAUUGGGUUGGGUUCCCGCGUGCCCCCGCUCCUUUUUGUCGUCCCCGGGCCAGGCGUUGGAGGACGCCCGGUGCCGGUCUCAGCCGCCGGGCGCGGAGCGGGUACGGCCGCGGCGUCGCCGUCCCAGCCCAGCCUCCGGCACGGAGCUGGCGCUGAGCACGCGGCGCGGCUCGGCACCUCUCCCCGGCGUUUCCCCUCCGAGUCUUCUAUGAACUCUCCGGCUAAGAUGAAGGUAGCCCCCUGCGUCCCCUCUCCGUGCCCGCCCGCUUUGCCACCGCUGUGUGUGCCAAAUGGGGCAGGUGGGUGCCCAGCUCCGGCCGGGCAGGGAACCGGCCGGCUCGUUUCACCCGUAGCCUUCGCCCACCUCCCUGCGAGCCGGCGUGCCCCGGUUUAGCUGUGCCCGUCCCCGUCGCGUGGGUGCCAAGUCCUUGGUGUGCGUGUGUGUGUGUGCGUCCGUGCCCGCCCAGCGGGACCCCCUGUAAAUACUGUGCCGUGGGUCCCCUGCACCCCUUGGCUGUGCCCCUGCCUCUCCCGCCACCCCCGCCACGGGCAAAGGGGGCACCCCCUGCCUCCCCCUGGAGCGGUGGUGGGGUGCAGGGUGGCUGAGGAGGAGGGAGCGGGUGGGAUACCACCCCCCCACCCAAAAACCAGCCUCAUGUGGCGCUGGCCCUGCUCCCCAGCAGGUGGGCGCAGGGGCAGGGUCUCCCCCAGGGCCCCCACCCCCUGCCUGUCCCGGUCCCUGGCAGCAUCUGUAAAUAUUGGUCUCGGGUCGUUCUGCUCCAGGGGCCGGGGUGGGCAGGGGGUGGCACCGGGCAGGGCCGGGGCCAGCGGUGAAUGAGGUUUUAAUGAGCAGAGACAUGAGAAUGCCAAAAAAAUAAAAUAAAAGAAUUUUUAUAAUAAAAA